Molecule: messenger RNA, 1672 nt
Organism: Anneissia japonica
Lineage: Eukaryota; Metazoa; Echinodermata; Crinoidea; Comatulida; Comatulidae
Exons: 4
Coding region: 123-485 (120 amino acids)
Source: RefSeq, a predicted model, not a curated record
AACGUUAAUAAACAAUUAAACUUUUGCAUAUUCAAAUUCAAAGGCUUUGUUUUGAUUUGAUACGACGCGGUAUCCGUUCAUUAUUGUAUGCCUAGUAUUUUAUUUAAUUAAUUCUGUAUACAAUGAGCCUUGCGACAUCCUAUCGUUUUGAAACACAAACCGAGAAAACAAGUUUAAAACGUGCUUUGAACCGUCAGAAAGAACGUAUAAAGUAUGAUGAGCUUAUCGUGGCAAGAGAAUCAAUUGUGAAGAAUGAAAAGAAGGUAAACGAGCAAGCAGAGUGGUCAGAGGGACUGGAGACAGCUUCUGGGAGUGGUAGAGUAAGGGAGGAUCUUGUAAGGAUGAACCAUGAGACUUUUAUGACCGGAAAAGCAUUAGUAGCGGUUAGAAGAAAAGCCCUUCAGACAUUGCUUCAAAAAGAGUACGACAUGUAUGAAACAGAACUUCAACAACAAGGAAAAGCAUUUUACUUCAAGCGUGAAUAAAUGAAAAAUUAUUAGGAGAAAACAUUUAGCAUAUUUAUUAAAAAAUAUAAAAAUCAAAAUACAUAAUUCUAAAAUGGAUUUAUUUUUAUUAAUUGUUAUUUUUAUUAGUAUUUAUUUCAUGAAUCUAAUUCCUGAAACUCAUGAAACAAAUUAUUUCAUGUUGUAGGUGUGAUUUUCUUUCUGUUGAUUAAAGUACAAUUAAAUUUACGUAAUUUAAAUUUGUACAUUAAUAGUAAAAUAUUCAUGUUUUUUUAUACUAAAAAAGAACAAAAUAUAUCAAUCUUCCUGACAUCUUCCACCGACUGAUCAACAUUGCUUCCUAAUCCACACAUCUUAAUGGUAUUGUUUGUUUUUGUCCAUAUCGUCUCACUUGUGAAAUCAUAGCUGGGCAGGCCCUUUGGCAGGUUGGUGAAAAUGUGUGGUUUUGUGUGCUAGUUUCAUUUGUUGGGGAUUGUUUUGGUUAUUUGGUUAGUAUGGGUUAUUUCCUGAUAAUCAUAAUAUUAUUAUUAUUAUUAUUAUUAUUAUUAUUAUUAUUAAUAAUAAUAAUAAUAAUAAUAAUAAUAAUAAUAAUAAUAAUAAUGUAUUGCGAAUUUAAAUGAUUUUUGUUGUGGAAGGUGCUAAGUGAAUUGAAAACCAUUGUUGUUACUGUUAUCAAUAGUGAUAGUGGUGCGAAUUACACCAAGGAUAACUCACUAAUUCAAAGACUUGUUUGUGUGGGGUCCUUCUGGUGGUGAAUUGGGCAGUUCACUGGAAGACAAUCCCCUACCCUUUUCCAAAGAUAGUACUGUCCCCAUUCUAGAACAUGCGCAUGGACCAUAUUAUUAAAGAUAAUAUCAAUUUUAGAUUUUUUAAUGUAAGCCUAUACACUUCAUAACCUUCUGUUUUAAUAUACAUGUAAACUUAGCAUAACUUACUUUUUAUUCUGUAUUCAUAAUGUAGGCCUACUUUUAGUUCAAUUGUUUGGAAAAUUAUGAAAUACACGUUUGCGCUGUUGUUGUAUAUAAUCAUUUUAAGAUUGUUAAUAUAUGUCACUUUGUAAUCUUUAUUCUGUGUUAGUAACAUCUGUAAUAACUAUCUUUUGUUCUGUAUUGUGUUUAGCUUCAACAGGUAAUUUUAAUUGUUUGGCAAAUUACAAUUAUUAUUAUCUUAACGAAGAUGAACAAAUAAAUUUAGAAUAUAGAAUCGAA